Molecule: messenger RNA, 1184 nt
Organism: Capsella rubella
Lineage: Eukaryota; Viridiplantae; Streptophyta; Magnoliopsida; Brassicales; Brassicaceae
Product: adenylate kinase 1, chloroplastic
Exons: 4
Coding region: 65-922 (285 amino acids)
Biological process (GO): nucleobase-containing compound metabolic process
Cellular component (GO): mitochondrion; cytoplasm
Molecular function (GO): AMP kinase activity; ATP binding
Source: RefSeq, a predicted model, not a curated record
UUUAGGGUAAAGCUCAAAUCUCAAGCUCGAGCCGCUUCUAUCUCUCUACAUUUCUCUUUUAGCAAUGGCGAGAAUAGUGCGUGUGGCAAGAUCCUCCUCCCUCUUUGGCUUCGGUAACCGAUUCUACUCCACCUCCGCCGAAGCCAGCCACGCGUCGUCAUCGCCUUCGCCGUUAUUUCACGGCGGCGGAGCUAGCAGGGUUGCUGCGAAAGAUAGAAAUGUUCAGUGGGUGUUUCUGGGGUGUCCUGGUGUCGGAAAAGGCACUUACGCUAGUCGACUGUCGACCCUUCUCGGCGUUCCUCAUAUCGCCACCGGUGAUCUCGUCCGCGAGGAGCUAGCUUCGUCUGGACCUCUCUCUCAAAAGCUAUCGGAGAUUGUAAACCAGGGAAAAUUGGUUUCGGAUGAGAUUAUUGUAGACUUAUUGUCCAAGAGACUUGAGGCUGGUGAAGCCAAAGGUGAAUCAGGGUUUAUUCUUGAUGGCUUUCCGAGGACCAUGAGACAAGCUGAAAUACUGGGAGAUGUAACUGACAUCGAUUUGGUGGUGAAUUUAAAGCUACCUGAGGAAGUUUUGGUUGAGAAAUGCCUUGGGAGGAGAACCUGUAAUCAGUGUGGCAAGGGUUUUAAUAUCGCUCACAUCAACUUAAAGGGUGAGAAUGGAAGACCUGCAAUUAGCAUGGAUCCACUUCUCCCUCCACCUCAGUGUAUGUCAAAGCUCAUCACUCGAGCAGAUGAUACUGAAGAGGUGGUGAAAGCAAGGCUUCGUAUAUACAGUGAAACGAGCCAGCCACUUGAAGAAUACUACCGUAGCAAGGGAAAGCUAAUGGAGUUUGACUUACCUGGAGGCAUCCCGGAGUCUUGGCCAAGGCUAUUAGAAGCCUUAAGGCUUGACGACUACGAAGAGAAACAGUCUGCUGUGGCAUAGUUCACAAUCGAAUCCCGGUAUUUAAAUUCUUUGCAUGUGGAAGACAUAUGCCUAAUCAAUUUUGUGUUGGAAAUAAAAGUACAAGAAAAACCGUAGAUUGUUUGUUUUUACUCUCAAUAGAAUAAUCAUACACACUUGCAAACUAUUAUCUUUCCAUGAGCCUGGCGCUGCAUGAGAGAAAUUUUCUGUAUCAAUGAUUGUUUGAGCUUGCUAGUGACACUAUACAGGAAUGUAUCAAUACAUUUACUCUACUUGUUAUGCA